Messenger RNA from Selaginella moellendorffii, 684 nucleotides. Its product is annotated as ADP,ATP carrier protein 1, mitochondrial. Gene Ontology annotation, cellular component: mitochondrial inner membrane. Gene Ontology annotation, molecular function: ATP:ADP antiporter activity. The record is from RefSeq and is a predicted model, not a curated record. The transcript has 2 exons. Gene Ontology annotation, biological process: mitochondrial ATP transmembrane transport; mitochondrial ADP transmembrane transport. Bases 1 to 684 code for a protein of 227 amino acids. NCBI's taxonomy places the organism in Eukaryota, Viridiplantae, Streptophyta, Lycopodiopsida, Selaginellales, Selaginellaceae.
AUGCAGGCGCUAAACUUCGCCUUCAAGGACCACUUCAAGAGGCUCUUCAACUUUAAGGCCGACCGGGACGGCUACUGGGUGUGGUUUGCUGGAAACCUGGCGUCGGGAGGCCUUGCCGGUGCCUCCUCGCUCUUCUUUGUCUACUCGCUGGAUUAUGCCCGGACUCGCCUGGCCAACGACGCCAAGGCUGCAAAGAAGGGUGGUGGCGGUGGCCGCCAGUUCAAUGGCCUCCUGGACGUGUACAAGAAGACCCUGGCCAGCGAUGGCAUUGCCGGCCUUUACCUCGGCUUCAACAUUUCGUGCGUGGGUAUUGUUGUGUACCGGGGCCUCUGUUUUGGAAUGUACGACUCUCUCAAGCCGGUGCUGUUGGUUGGAGACCUCAAGGGCAACUUUGCUGCGAGUUUCUUCUUGGGCUGGAGCAUCACCAUUGCUGCUGGCCUUGCCUCGUACCCGAUUGACACGGUGAGGCGGCCUAUAAUGAUGAGGUCUGGCGAGGGUGCCAAGUACAAGAGCUCAAUGCACGCACUGAGGGGAAUUAUGGCCAAGGAAGGAGUCAAGUCCUUGUUUAAGGGUGCAGGUGCUAACAUCUUGAGAGCCGUGGCUGGAGCUGGAGUGUUGUCUGGCUAUGACCAAUUGCAAAUGAUCUUCCUGGGAAAGAGUUAUGGCUUUGGUGGGGGUGGCUGA